AUGUAUGAAAGAAGCGUUUCCGAUUCAGCAUCCACGAUAUCGGGAAAUUCUACUGAUUCUAUUGCUCAGUCAGACUCCCAUCCAUACUUAGGUUUUGAUGUAAAUGCAGAAGACCAAAUUAGAAAUCUUGCAAGAACUCUAACACAAAACAGUUUUGUAAGUUCAAAUACAAAUUUAUCUCGUAUUACGAGUAAUGCUACUGCAGUAAGCACAGGUUUAUCCUUUAUUCCUACCGAGGGAAUAAAUCCAAUCAACGACAAUGAAGAGCCAGAGAAUUAUAACUCAAAGCUAGAUCCCAACAGUGACGAUUUCUCAAGUAAAGCUUGGGUAAAGAAUAUGGCAAACAUAGCCACCUCAGAGCCUGAGUAUUACAAACCUUAUUCGUUGGGUUGUGUUUGGCAGAAUUUAGCGGCGUCUGGUGAUUCUGCCGAUGUUGCAUAUCAGUCUACUUUCGCUAAUUUACCUCUCAAAUUGCUUGGAAGUCUCCUUCGUCUUUGCAGACCAACUAAAGAAUCCGAAAUUUUUCAGAUUUUAAAACCUAUGGAUGGUUGUUUGAAUCCAGGAGAACUUUUGGUAGUACUCGGCAGACCUGGAUCUGGAUGUACUACCCUCUUGAAAUCAAUCUCUUCAAAUACUCACGGUUUUAACAUUGCAAAAGAUUCAACUAUAUCAUAUAAUGGUAUCAUACCAAAGGAAUUGAAGAAAUAUUAUCGAGGUGAAGUUGUUUAUCAAGCAGAGUCAGAUGUACAUUUACCACAUUUGACUGUUUAUCAAACUCUGGUUACAGUAGCCAAAUUAAAAACCCCAGAAAACCGGAUAAAAGGUGUGACGAGGGAAGCGUUCGCUAACCAUUUGGCAGACGUCGCAAUGGCAACUUACGGUUUAUUACACACAAGAGAUACCAAGGUGGGUGAUGAAUAUGUCAGAGGUGUAUCUGGUGGUGAAAGAAAAAGAGUAUCAAUUGCCGAAGUAUGGAUCUGUGGGGCUAAAUUCCAAUGUUGGGAUAAUGCUACAAGAGGUUUAGAUUCUGCCACAGCCCUGGAAUUUGUACGUGCUUUAAAGACGCAAGCUGAAAUUGCUAAUAGGACGGCUACUGUGGCUAUCUACCAAUGCUCGCAAGAUGCGUACGAUUUAUUCGAUAAAGUAUGUGUUUUAUACGAGGGAUAUCAAAUAUUUUAUGGUUCUACACAAAAAGCUAAACAAUAUUUCCUUGAUAUGGGAUAUACCUGUCCACCUCGUCAAACUACUGCCGAUUUCUUGACUUCUAUAACGAGUCCAGCAGAAAGAAUUGUAAAUCAAGAUUUUGUAAACCAAGGUAAGAAUGUCCCACAGACCCCCAAAGAAAUGAAUGAUUACUGGAUGCAAUCCCAGAUAUAUGAAGAAUUAAAGGAUGAGAUUAACACUGUGUUAAAUAAAGAUAAUGUUAAAAAUAAAGAGGCCAUGAAAGAAUCACAUAUUGCAAAGCAGUCAAAUAAAUUAAGGUCUACUUCCCCUUAUGUAGUCAACUAUGGAAUGCAAAUCAAAUAUCUCCUAACAAGAAAUAUUUGGAGAAUGAAGAAUAAUCCCAGUAUUACUUUAUUCCAAGUCUUUGGUAAUUCUGGGAUUGCCUUUAUUUUGGGAUCAAUGUUCUAUAAAGUUAUGCUCCACACUACCACAGCAACAUUCUACUAUCGCGGGGCAGCUAUGUUCUUUGCCGUUCUAUUUAAUGCCUUCUCAGCCUUAUUAGAAAUUUUUAAAUUAUACGAAGCUAGGCCAAUUACAGAAAAGCACAGGACAUAUGCAUUAUACCAUCCAAGUGCCGAUGCUUUUGCUUCAAUUAUUUCUGAAAUCCCUCCUAAAAUCGCAACUGCAAUAAUGUUCAAUAUAGUGUUUUACUUUCUUGUUAAUUUUCGUCGUACUGCUGGUAGUUUCUUCUUUUACUUCUUAAUAAGUAUCGUUGCGGUUUUUGCGAUGUCCCAUCUUAAUAGAUGCAUUGGUGCUUUGACUAAGACUCUUCAGGAGGCUAUGGUUCCAGCAUCACUGUUACUGUUGGCAUUAGGUAUGUAUACCGGAUUUGUUAUUCCAAGGACAAAAAUGCUCGGAUGGUCAAGGUGGAUAUGGUAUAUUAAUCCUCUCGCUUAUUUAUUUGAAUCGUUAAUGGUCAAUGAAUUCCAUGACAGAUGGUUCCCUUGUAGUUCCUUUGUUCCAAGCGGUCCUGCUUAUCAAAAUAUAUCAGGGACUGAAAGAGUAUGCAGUGUUGUAGGCGCCAGAGCUGGCUAUGACAGUGUUCUAGGAGACGACUACAUAAAUGAGAGCUUUCAGUACGAGCAUAUCCAUAAAUGGAGGGGGUUUGGUAUCGGUAUGGCGUACAUAAUAUUCUUUCUUAUUCUAUACUUGAUUCUAUGCGAACUUAAUGAAGGUGCUAAGCAGAAAGGUGAAAUGUUGGUCUUUCCUAAGGCUGUUGUAAGAAGAAUGAAGAGGCAAGGUCAAAUCAGCGAUAAAAAUGAGAGAGAGGAAGAAAAGUAUGAUGUCGAAAAGACAGGAUCUGCAAAUACUUACACGACUGACAGUUCUAUGGUUAGAGACACAGAUGUGAGUACCUCUCCAUCUUAUGCGCAUCAAGGCAAUAAAGCCGCGUCCAGUAAUCCAUCCUCCAUUAAUUCUACUCUGGCCAAGGACCCAACGACUGUUUCUGAAGAUUACAUCAACCUUGCAAAGUCUGAAUCAAUUUUCCAUUGGAGAGAUCUUUGUUAUGACAUUAAAAUAAAAACUGAAACGAGACGUAUUUUGAAUAAAGUUGACGGUUGGGUCAAGCCCGGCACGUUAACCGCCUUAAUGGGUGCAUCUGGUGCUGGUAAGACUACAUUGUUAGAUUGUCUUGCCGAGAGAGUCACAAUGGGUGUGAUUACUGGUAAUAUUUUUGUGGAUGGACGUCUACGUGACGAGUCGUUCCCCAGGUCCAUUGGUUACUGCCAGCAACAGGAUUUACAUUUGAAGACUGCUACUGUUAGAGAGUCAUUAAGGUUUUCGGCUUAUUUACGUCAACCAGCGUCUGUGACAAAAGAGGAAAAGGACCAUUACGUUGAAGAAGUUAUCAAGAUUCUGGAAAUGGAGACGUAUGCAGACGCAGUUGUUGGUAUUCCGGGAGAGGGUUUGAAUGUCGAACAGAGAAAGAGAUUGACUAUUGGUGUUGAACUUGCUGCUAAGCCAAAACUGCUAGUUUUCCUAGAUGAACCGACAUCUGGUUUGGAUUCACAAACAGCAUGGUCUACAUGCCAAUUGAUGAGAAAACUAGCCAACCAUGGUCAGGCCAUUCUUUGUACUAUCCACCAACCUUCUGCUAUUUUGAUGCAAGAAUUUGACCGUCUGUUAUUUUUGCAGAAAGGUGGUAAGACUGUUUAUUUUGGAGAUCUAGGUAAGGGCUGUAAGACAAUGAUUGAGUACUUCGAAAAGCAUGGAGCACAAGCAUGUCCACCGGAUGCCAAUCCAGCUGAAUGGAUGUUAGAGGUUGUUGGAGCAGCACCAGGAUCACAUGCCAAGCAAGAUUAUUACAAGGUCUGGAGAGAAUCUGACGAGUAUAGAUCCGUUCAGGAAGAGCUGGAUCAUAUGGAAAAAGAGCUACCUCUAAAAACUACAGAAGCUGACUCGGAGCAAAAGAAAGAGUUCGGCACAAAAAUCCCAUACCAAUUUAAAUUAGUUUCUCUCCGCUUAUUCCAGCAAUACUGGAGGACUCCAGAUUAUUUGUGGUCAAAAUUUUUACUGACUAUUUUUAAUCAGCUUUUCAUUGGUUUCACAUUUUUCAAAGCAGAUCGUUCAUUACAAGGGUUACAAAAUCAGAUGCUAUCAAUGUUCAUGUACACUGUUAUUCUCAAUCCACUGAUACAACAAUAUCUUCCUUCGUUUGUUCAGCAGAGAGAUUUGUAUGAAGCAAGAGAAAGACCUUCAAGAACGUUCUCUUGGGUCUCAUUUUUCUGUGCACAAAUUGUCGUAGAAGUACCAUGGAAUAUACUAGCUGGCACGAUUUCCUAUUGUAUCUAUUAUUAUUCUGUCGGAUUCUAUAAUAAUGCAUCUCAAGCAAAUCAAUUACACGAAAGAGGAGCAUUAUUUUGGUUGUUAAGCUGUGCUUACUAUGUGUACAUAGGAUCCUUGGCUUUACUUACAAUUUCUUUCCUAGAAGUAGCUGACAACGCAGCCCAUCUAGCAAGUUUGAUGUUUUCUAUGGCUCUUUCAUUCUGUGGUGUAAUGGUCCAAUCCAGUCAAAUGCCAGGAUUUUGGAUUUUCAUGUAUAGGGUGUCGCCUCUAACUUAUUUUAUUGACGCAUUUCUAUCAACUGGUGUCGCUAAUGUUGAUAUAGAGUGUGCUACGUAUGAAUUAGUACAAUUUUCUCCGCCAUCAGGCGAAACUUGUGGAGAAUACAUGGAAGCGUACAUUUCAUAUACGGGGACGGGUUACCUGGCAGACCCAAAUUCGACGACUCAGUGUAAUUUUUGCAGCUAUUCCAAAACGAAUAGUUAUUUAUCACAAGUGGGAUCAGCAUAUUACAGAAGAUGGAGGAACUAUGGCAUAUUCUUAUGUUACAUAAUUUUUAACUAUGUGGCAGGUUUUUUCCUCUAUUGGCUGGCUAGAGUUCCCAAAAAGACGGGGAAAAUCUCUGGGGGGGCUAAAAACUAA
Molecule: messenger RNA, 4650 nt
Organism: Kazachstania africana CBS 2517
Lineage: Eukaryota; Fungi; Ascomycota; Saccharomycetes; Saccharomycetales; Saccharomycetaceae
Product: pleiotropic drug resistance family ABC transporter
Exons: 1
Coding region: 1-4650 (1549 amino acids)
Biological process (GO): xenobiotic detoxification by transmembrane export across the plasma membrane
Cellular component (GO): membrane
Molecular function (GO): ATP hydrolysis activity; ATP binding; ABC-type transporter activity
Source: RefSeq, a predicted model, not a curated record